Messenger RNA from Cyprinodon tularosa, 1253 nucleotides. RefSeq lists its product as uncharacterized. Lineage: Eukaryota; Metazoa; Chordata; Actinopteri; Cyprinodontiformes; Cyprinodontidae. The transcript has 5 exons. Bases 154 to 1245 code for a protein of 363 amino acids. The record is from RefSeq and is a predicted model, not a curated record.
GCGCGUUUGGAGGGGUCGUGAACGAGCCCGUAGCUGACGCACAGCUGAGCGUCCCCUCCCGGAAAAUAAGGAAGAAAGCCGAGGGAAAACAGAAACAGAGCAAAACAAACGUUAUCGCAGCAAACAUCAGCUAGAGUCCAUGUUGGCGUCACCAUGGUUGUGUGGCAGCUCGCAACCCUCCAGCACCUCAAUAAUUCUGGGUUUGGUCGUCCUUUUCCACGACACGGCCUCCAGCUGCUGUUCUGGUUCUCCAACCACUGCGUGUCUUUUGAACUGGAUAACUCUGUGGACAUCAUGAAGCUGGUCUCAGAGUGUCAACCGGAGAAAGGGGUUUACGGCUUCCACAAGUUUGGGAACGUGGAGGAACUUCUUCCUGUUCUCAUCAAACCUAAGAAGCAAAAAAGCACCAGACAGCUUGUUUACUUCGUGGUUGGAAAUCUGAACACACUGUCCUACCCGGAGUCCGCAGAUCUACCGGCGUUUGUGAGGGAAAACCACGGGGCAGACAGGAGCUCCAACAGCGACCGGCUCAUCAUCAGCUGCCAGGUGAAGACCAGGGUAGUGGAGAAGGUGUACGUCACAGAACAUGACGACGGAGACCUUGGAAGGUUCCGAUCCGACGGAACCCACGAGGUCAGCCCGGAACUGAUCCGGGUUCUACAAAACCCAGAGCUGGACCUCAGCUUUCUCCUCACUCAAAUCGGUUACUAUGACGAUGUAGAGAUGCUUCAGGAUACGGAGGAGAACGAUCCAUCUGGGUUAUUCUGCGAGGCCUUCAGCUACCAACUGAACUCUGAUCAGUUCAGGUCCAACAUCAGCACAGACGGGAGUGUUGUUUGUUACAACUCCACGCAGAAGAAGAAGAAAAAGAAAAGCAAAAGGAAACAAAAGCCUUUGAAUGCAACCUCCUGCCAAUCCGACUGGGAGCUUCGGUAUGAAGAUUAUUAUGACGAUUACAGGACAAGCUACAGCAGUGGAGCAGGAUAUGGAGCUGGGUACGGAGGAAGUUAUGGAGCUGGAUAUGGAGCUGGGUAUGGCAGCGGAGGUGGAGGAGGAUUUUCCAAGUUCCUAAAAACUCUCUUCAAAGUUGCAGCGAUUUACUUGGCAGCCAAAUGCUUCAGCUGGUUGAUAAGGAAAAUCUGGAGCGCAAACUGGGGCAAACAGCUUCUCCAUUUUAUUCCAGGUGGGACUCCUGGGUCUCAGAGCUAUCCACGUGCCCACGCCAUGCUGGAUUAUGUUUACUAAGGCUGAAC